GGAGCAUUGUUCCCGGCGGUUGGCCAUGCCCAUGCGAUUGUGCUGAGCUUGGAAGGGAGCCAGGCCCUGCCGCUGCUGAUGUGACCCUCGUGGGCGGGUGUUUUCUCAGCCCAAAUGGCCCUUGCUCCCUCUGACAUAGGCAGAAAGAGAGAGGGACGGAGAGAGGGUUGCCGGGCAAAGGGAUGGCACUGGUGUAGCCCCAAGAUCCCAUCGCGAUGCAGGAUUCCCCCCCUUCGCUGGCCAUGGACGGCUACGCCAGCAACGUCCCCGCUUUUCUCACCAAACUCUGGACGUUGGUGGAGGACCCCGACACCAACCAUCUCAUCUGCUGGAGUAUUAACGGCACCAGCUUCCAUGUUUUUGAUCAAGGCCGGUUUGCAAAGGAAGUCUUGCCCAAAUAUUUCAAGCACAACAACAUGGCCAGCUUUGUCCGGCAGCUCAAUAUGUACGGCUUCCGGAAAGUGGUGAAUAUAGAGCAAGGAGGCCUCGUCAAGCCGGAACGGGACGACACCGAGUUCCAGCACCUCUACUUCCUCCAGGGCCACGAACACCUCUUGGAGCACAUCAAGAGGAAGGUUUCGGUUGUGAAAAGCGAAGAAACCAAGAUGCGCCAGGAAGAUCUCAGCAGGUUGCUGUACGAAAUCCAGGUCCUCCGGAGCCAGCAAGAGACGGUCGAGUGCCAGGUGCAGGACAUGAAACAGCAGAAUGAAGUCUUGUGGAGAGAAGUCGUGUGUCUCAGGCAGAGUCAUUUGCAGCACCAGAAAGUCAUCAAUAAGCUGAUUCAGUUUCUGUUCGGCCAGCUCCAAUCCGGCCCCAGCACUGCCGCCGCUGCCGCCGCCGCUGGGAUAAAGAGAAAGCUACCUCUCAUGCUGGAUGAUGGGAACUCUGCUCCACCAAUGACUAAGUUCAGGAAGCAUUUGUCUCUGGAUCCUCUCCAUGACUCCUAUUUCAUUCAGUCCCCUUCUGCAGAACCCGCUUCCUGCUUGAACAACAGCCCUGCCGUCACCGGAGGACCCAUCAUCUCGGACGUUACGGAAGCAUCGCAAGCAAAUGUAAUGCAGCCUCCUUCGGAUGAAGAAAGAGCAGACAUGUCUAACCCUUUGGACGGUGCCGAUUUGAACCUGGAAGGCCUCCAGAUCCUGCUCAGGAACCAACCCUACAAUCUGGACGCUCCCAGCACCUUGGACGUCUUCAGCCCAACUAUAUCUGCAAGUGAAUGGAAUAUGAAUGAGGUGGAGGCCAACUUAUCCUCGUUUGUGUUUUUGCAUCAAGAGGCAGAAGCGCAUUGCGGUUCAGGAGAAGAGUGCAAAUGAGAUGUUCUUCGGAGUGUCGAAUCCUCAGUUGAAUAACUUAUUUUUUGGCCCAGGAGGAAACGUCAUGCGUCAACCACCCAACUCUUUGUGGAGGAACACUAUGAAUGUAUCUGGUUAACUUCGACUCUUUGCCCCCCAACCACAUCCCUCAUAUCCCUCUCUGCCUGUGAAGAGUAUUUGAACUUUGGCUUAGCUUGGUGAGAUUAUGUGUGCCUUUCCCUUUCCUCCAGUGGGUACAUUUACCUCUUUAAAGAUGAAGACGUGGAGUCAGUUGCUGCUUUUGAGACUUUGCUGGAUUUUGAAUGUAUCCUUGUUGUUGCUGCGCCACUGUUUUGCUCACACCUCUUCUUGCAGACCUGGGAUGCCGAUCAUGCCCGAGGUUUUCUCCUUUCUCCGGGAAACCCAGGGCUGUUUGGAAGGUGGAAACGGGGCUCGUCCUCAUGAGCUGGCAUCUUGGUAUGAAUGUUGCCUCCUUGCAGGGACUUCCAGCCUCAUCCAAACAUCCUUAAAUAGGAAGAGUCCGACAAGCACAAUCUGUAUGUUGAAGUGCCUUCCUUGUGUGUGUUCGGUGGAGCUUACUCCCAAAUAAGUGUGCUUAGGCUAGAUUGCAGGCGGGCUGUAUUACUUCUGCAGGGGCUCAACGACAGUAUUCUUUUUCCUUAGUGCUUUGUAGACAUUUGUGAUUAAUUCUGGAGGUAGUUCAACUACAUAGGAGUCUUGGUGGUCCAGUUUGGCCAGGCAAUUCCCUCUCUAUUUCCAGUUAGAAGCUGCGGUGGCGCAAUGGGUUAAACCCUUGUGCUGGCUGAACUGCUGACCUGAAGGUUGGGUUGCUGACCUAAAGGUUGUCGGUUCAAAUCUGCGAGACUGGGUGAGCUCCCGUCUGUUAGCUCUAGCUUGCGGGGACAUGAGAGAAGCCUCCCAGCUAACACAUCCAGGCGUCUCCUGGGCAACUUGUGCCGGCUGAACUACUGACCUGAGGGUUGGGUUGCUGGCCUGAAGGUUGCCAAUUCGAAUCCGUGAGAUGGGGUGAGCUCCCGUCUGUUAGCUCUAGCUUGCGGGGACAUGAGAGAAGCCUCCCAGCUAACACAUCCAGGCAUUCCCCUUGGCAACUUGUGCCGGUUGAACUACUGACCUGAAGGUUGGGUUGCUGGCCUGAAGUUUGCCAGUUCGAAUCUGUGAGACUGGGUGAGCUCCCCUCUGUUAGCUCUAGCUUGUGGGGACAUGAGAGAAGCCUCCCAGCUAACACAUCCAGGCGUCCCCUGGGGAACUUGUACCGGUUGAACUACUGACCUGAAGGUUGGGUUGCUGGACUGAAGGUUGCCAAUUCGAAUCCGUGAGACGGGGUGAGAUCCCGUCUGUUAGCUCUAGCUUGUGGAGACAUGUGUAGCCUCCCAGCUAACACAUCCGGGCGUCCCCUGGGCAACGUCUCUGUAUACAGCCAAUUCUCUCACACCAGAAGCAACUUGCAGUACAGUAGGGUCUCACUUAUCCAACAUAAACGGGCCGGCAGAACGUUGGAUAAGCGAAUAUGUUGGAUAAUAAGGCGGGAUUAAGGAAAAGCCUAUUAAACAUCAAAUUAGGUUAUGAUUUUACAAAUUAAGCACCAAAACAUGUUAUACAACAAAUUUGACAGAAAAAGUAGUUGAAUACGCAGUAAUGUUACGUAGUAAUUACUGUAUUUAUGAAUUUAGCACCAAAAUAUCACAAUGCAUUGAAAAGAUUGACUACAAAAAUGCGUUGGAUAAUCCAGAACGUUGUAUAAGUGAGUGUUGGAUAAGUGAGACACUACUGUAUGUACUUUGACAUGAUAAAAAAAAAACAAUUAGAAGGCUAAUUCUGGAAUUCAUGCUCAACUUCUUCUCCCCUCCACUACUUGACUUUUCUCCCUUCUAAUAGUAGUUCCAUCUUCAAUAUGGAAACCAAAAAGCACAAGAAUUGGUGCCCACCAAAGAAAAAAUCAAGAUAAUGAUUUUAUUGACACGACGACAUAGUGUGACACAGCAAACGAGAUAUAUAUAUGCUGAAUUUUGUAUCACAAAAUCACAAGUCCCAAGUGUUUAGGACCGUAAGAUAAUGAUAAUAAUAAUAAUAAUAAUAAUAAUAAUAAUAAUAAUAAUAAUAAUAAUAAUAAUAAUAAUAGACAUUGACAAAAUCACAAUCUGCCAACUGCAAAAGGCCACCCUACUGGGAUCUGCACGCAUCAUCCGAAAAUACAUCACACAGUCCUAGACACUUGGGAAGUGUUCGACUUGUGAUUUUGUGAUAUGAAAUCCAGCAUAUCUAUCUUGUUUGCUGUGUCAUAAUAAAAUAAUAAUAAUAAUAAUAAUAAUAAUAAUAAUAAUAAUAAUAAUAAUAAUAAUAAUAAAUAACACAGCGUUUUGGCGACAAUGCGCAGCUGCGAGAAGGGCAGAUUGAGGACGCCAGUGGCUGGUUGAGGACGCAAGUGGCAGAGUUUUGUGGGGAAGGAGUUGCCAAGCUCAUUCAUUGCUAUGAAAAGCACCUAGAUUUGAAUGGUGACUAUGUUGAGAAGUGGUAUUUGGGUCUGGCUUUCAGCUGCAUAUGGUAAAUGUUUUCUUCUAUACUUUGUUCAUUUUUAAUUCCAAAACGUAAUCAACUUUCUGGAUAACUCUCGUAUUCAAAUUGUGCAUGUCUUGAAAUAACAGGAGAAGAGGCAAUUCAGAGACAGCUUGGUGAGAAUAAUUUUAUGGGCCUCUGCAAUGUUUCCGACGGGCUUCGGAAACAUUGCAGAAGCCAGCAGAAUUGCCUUGCUGAAUUUUGACUGUCCAGAUAAGGACCCAACCACCAGCUUUCACAACCUUUAGGAAAUACUGACUUCUUUUAAGCGUAGCUCAUAGUGGGAGAACAUGUGUGUAAGAGGAUGGGUAGAAUUUAAUGCUUUAACUCUUUUCUUCUCUGAUUGAUUUGUGUGUUUAUUCCGAGUCGUUCUCCGGAACAGAUCCCACAUCUCUCAUUUAUUGGAGUUCUUAGCAAAACAGAGUGAUGUUUGCAAUAAUUUGUUAAGUCCUGUACCCGCUUACUUCCGAGUAUGCUCUAUUGGAUACAGUAUUAAUAAUCAGGGAUACUUUAGGAUUGUUCUUUAGAUAGUUAGGUAUUUCUUCUUUGUGUAUAGAGACACUAUCCAUCCAUUAUUAUUAUAGAAAGGGAUAGCACGAUAAGGCUGACAGCAAUAAAAAAUAAUGUAUGUUUUGUUGUGACUCUCACCCCUGAUUGAAUGGCAGUCUGUAAUUUUUAAUUUUUUAGAAGUUAGUAUUUUACACAUUUUCAGGGUCUGUCGGAUACAGUGCACGGUUAUUUUGAUGAUAGAAAUUAUCGGCUUUUGAACUUUUUGUGCUUUUUUAGUAACUGACUUAAUCCUUAUUGCUGUAGUUUUCUUUGAAAGGUGGAAAUCCAAGAGGAAGCUUACCUCAAAGUAUUUUUUUUCCUUGAAAGGUCAUUUAUGAUUGUAUAUCCUGGCUGUUUUAGGCAUUAAUACUUGACGUUUUAAGUGCUGAGCCUGCCAUUUUUGCACUAUGUCGUUGUACGUUUUGUCAUAUUUUACAAGGUAUGCGGAUUAAAGAGGUCUCCUCGUCCUCA
This is a messenger RNA of Anolis carolinensis (green anole), 4907 nucleotides long. RefSeq names its product heat shock transcription factor 4 (gene hsf4). The coding region runs from base 216 to 1313 and encodes 365 amino acids. Lineage: Eukaryota; Metazoa; Chordata; Lepidosauria; Squamata; Anolidae. Gene Ontology annotation, molecular function: sequence-specific DNA binding; DNA-binding transcription factor activity. The record is from RefSeq and is a predicted model, not a curated record. The transcript is spliced from 12 exons. Gene Ontology annotation, biological process: regulation of DNA-templated transcription.